ACCGAGCGGCGCUAUGGCAAGUCCAUGGAUCUACUUCUGUUCGGAGCCCCCAAGCUGGCCGCCAAGCUGCGCAUGAAGGCGACUGUCCAGAAGGUCGAGGACUUUUACAUGAACAUCAUCCGGGACACUGUUGAUUAUCGCGUGAAGAACAAUGUGAAGAGAAACGAUUUCGUGGAUAUGUUGAUUGAAAUGAAAUUGAAAUACGAUAAUGGGGAUAAGGCAAAUGGGCUGACCUUUAAUGAAAUCGCUGCCCAGGCGUUCAUAUUCUUCUUGGCUGGGUUCGAGACCAGUUCGACCACAAUGGGAUUUGCUCUUUAUGAGCUGGCCUGCCACCAGGAUAUUCAGGAUUAACUUAGAACCGAAAUUGAUACAAUCCUGAAAAAACAUAAUGGGAAACUGGAUUACGACAGCAUGCGAGAGAUGACUUAUUUGGAAAAGGUCAUCGAUGAGACCAUGAGGAAACGUCCUGUCGUCGGUCAUUUACUCCGCGUUGCAACUCAAAACUACCAACAUACCAAUCCAAAAUAUAACAUUGAAAAAGGAACUGGAGUGGUCAUACCCACACUGGCUAUACAACACGAUCCAGAGUUUUAUCCAGAGCCCGAGAAGUUUAUUCCAGAGCGUUUUGAUGAGGAUCAGGUGCAACAGCGUCCUCCCUGCACUUUCCUGCCCUUUGGUGAUGGUCCUAGGAACUGCAUCGGUCUUCGAUUCGGACGGAUGCAGGUCAUCAUUGGCAUGGCCUUGUUAAUCCACAACUUCAAGUUUGAGUUUCAUCCCACCAAAACUGUCGUUCCUUUAGAAUAUAGGACCGAUGAUAUUCUACUGAGCGCCAAGGGCGGAAUUCACCUGAAAGUCAGUAGAGUGUGAAAGCUAUAAAGAUAAUUCAUGAAUUAUUCGGUUAAAGCUUUGUUCUUGCGACGUAAAUGCUAAUACUAAUACUUGAUUGAAUUGAAUACUUUUAAAUUAAAUUAAAGCGUUAAGAUAGUUUUUCACAUGCACUAAAUUAUACCUUUUGUGCAAACGUUUUUUAAUUGGUGAAUUAGUUUGUAUAUUUUGAUGUAGCUUAGUUUAAGGUUUCAAAAGAAAGGUUUUGAAUCGUAACAAUGACAUAUUUAUUAAAUAAAUUUACAUCUAAAAUGAG
Drosophila sechellia is the source of this 1141-nucleotide messenger RNA. RefSeq names its product probable cytochrome P450 6a20. Gene Ontology annotation, molecular function: heme binding; oxidoreductase activity, acting on paired donors, with incorporation or reduction of molecular oxygen; iron ion binding. Bases 412 to 867 code for a protein of 151 amino acids. The transcript has 2 exons. NCBI's taxonomy places the organism in Eukaryota, Metazoa, Arthropoda, Insecta, Diptera, Drosophilidae. The record is from RefSeq and is a predicted model, not a curated record.